AUGGAAGAGAAGUUAAAACUCGUUGAGGCCGAGUCGGUGAAGAAGUUCGCUUUUUUUGGCGUUGCAGUCUCAACCGUAGCUACGUUAACGGCUAUAGUAGCAAUUCCAAUGCUGUGCAUGUACAUGCAGAAUGUCCAGUCCGGUCUACAAGAUGAAAUCAACUUUUGCCGCACUCGUGCAGAAGGACUCCGAGGAGAGUACACAAAACUUGAGUCAUUCCGUACUAUCGAGACUCGCGAAAAGAGGCAGGCGUAUCAGUGCUGCUCUUGUGGAAUAGGACCGGCGGGGCCUGUUGGUAACCCUGGACAGGAUGGAGCUCCUGGAAACGACGGUCGACCUGGAGCUCCAGGAGCACCAGGACCAGAUGCUCCCAAUGACCAUGUUCUUCCUCGUGCGGAGGACUUCUGUUUCGAAUGUCCACCAGGACCCGUUGGUUCUCCAGGCCAACCUGGACCUAAAGGACCACCUGGUAACCCUGGACCACCCGGAGAGCAAGGGCCCAACGGAAGACCUGGCUCACCAGGAGCGCCUGGACCUCAAGGACCGCCAGGGCCUAACGGAAUUGAUGGUCAACCAGGACUACCUGGAGCACCCGGUCAGGUUCGAACAGUACCAUCUCCGCCUGGGCCACCAGGACAACCUGGAGAGCCUGGACCUCCAGGACCUCCCGGACCUGAUGGACGUCCAGGAAAUCCAGGUAUCCCGGGUUCGCCCGGACCACAGGGUGACCCAGGACAGGACGGAGCACCUGGUAAUCCAGGAGCACCUGGCGAGCCUGGACAACCUGGAAAAGAUGGACUUCGAGGGUCGUGUGACCACUGCCCUCCACCACGUACUGCACCGGGAUAUUAA
Molecule: messenger RNA, 852 nt
Organism: Angiostrongylus costaricensis
Lineage: Eukaryota; Metazoa; Nematoda; Chromadorea; Rhabditida; Metastrongylidae
Source: the annotation of a GenBank genome assembly